AUGGCCGAGGAGCCGUACAUCCCGGGCCUCACCAACCCAAGCUUGUUUCAGGAACUGCCAUCGCUCAAUGGCUUCCAGCGUCUGGUUCCCCAAGACCUGGCACACCAGAUCUACAAGGAGCAGCUCGACCAACACUCCCGCCCCUCUUCCUCCUUCUCAUCUCCUUCCGAGCUGGUCGAAUCUUGCUCCUGGAGAGCUCUAGCCCUCCUGGCCCGCCACCAGAUCGUCGGCUCAGACCCGUCCCACACGGCCUCAAUCCUCCAAGCAUGGUCGUACCGGUUUCUGGCACUCUACCAGCUCCGCCAGCCGCGGAUAAUCGCCCGGGAGAUGCUCGGCUUGUUCUCGACGAUCGGCCAGACGCUCCCCCUGACCGACAUCCUGCUCGACCUUAGCCCUGCAACCCUCUGCUCCCCCUCUAACCUCCAGAAAAAGGCUCCCAAAAAGGCCCUUCCGGACAUCAUCCCUUUUCCGAUCCUUAUCCUCCGCGCGCGGUUGCCCAUCCUGUUGGCCCCUCAUCAGCAUCCUGCCGCAAUCAAAACCUCAGACGGAUUGUUCGAGUUGCUUGAAGGCUGCCAACGGAUGCAUGAUUAUUACGAUCAAUAUUCCCGAGACUACGAGGAGAAACGAGCACAGAAGGAGCUGUGGAGGAAGAGGAUGAAGGAGAUUGUGGGGCUGCUAGCGGGCCUAUUUUCAGGGCAUGGGUCUGACUCGGAUGGGCUACUGGAUCCAGCGGGGGCAGGCGGGAUGCGGGGAGGGGGGCGGGUGUACAUACCGGACCGGCUGCUGUCGCUGGGGCUUGUCCGGAGUCUGGUCGAGGAGUGCGCGCAAGAAGAGCCGCGGGAAGGGGGGCAGCAGAGGUGGGUGGAGAUGGAGACGCAGCUGUGGCUCGAGCUCGGCGCGCUGGACAAGGCUGACCGGCUGCUCGAGACGCUUGGCCCCGCACACCCCCUCGGCCUCGUCCGUGCCAUCGUGGCCGGCCGGCCCGCAGACGCCCCCCCCCGCUUCCUCCCUCUCGCCCAAGCUUCUCUCGCCCGCGAAGGCCCACCCGAUGUCGGCCUCAUCAACAACCUCGCCACCGCCCUGCUGUACUCUGGAAACCUCUCCGAAGGGUUCCCAAUCAUGCAAGCGUUGAUGGACAAGUUGACUCCGAUCCCGGACGCUCCAGCCGGCGCCGACGACGACGAAGGAGCCAAAGAAGCCAGCCAGGAGGGAGCAGAGAGGAGGGGGGACCAUUGGCUACAGGCCCAAGGGUCGAUCAACGGCCUGAUAUUGAACUACGCGACAUGGGUCGAACUCGCCUCUGGGUCGGAUAGCGAGCAGAUCAAGAGAGACUUCCUCGUCCGUCUCCUCCAAUCCUCCUCUCCGACCACUCAGAACCAGAUCGAGUUUCCGGUCCAUAGGAUCGCCGACUCGGUCUCCUUGAAUUGCUUCAAAUUCUCCGCGGCUUCCUUCCAGGCUGCUCCUUGA
Messenger RNA from Puccinia triticina, 1467 nucleotides. RefSeq lists its product as uncharacterized. Gene Ontology annotation, cellular component: Golgi apparatus; TRAPP complex. NCBI's taxonomy places the organism in Eukaryota, Fungi, Basidiomycota, Pucciniomycetes, Pucciniales, Pucciniaceae. The transcript is spliced from 6 exons. The coding region runs from base 1 to 1467 and encodes 488 amino acids. The record is from RefSeq and is a predicted model, not a curated record.